AUUGUAUCCUCUAUUCCAGUAUCAAGAUGUCACGCGCAGCGUCGUUCGCGCAACGAUGGGCCCAGGACAACUUGACCAGACCCCCCUCAGAAGAUGAGCUCACAGUCCUCAACCUGUUUCCCAUCACCUGCGAUGGAGACGAGGUUGAAGCUGCCAGGAGAGCCCGGAGGUACUACAAGGCUAGAGGACCUGGAGGACUGACAGAACUAUGGCAUAAGAGAUACCCUGAUGACGAGGAUAUUUUGUCCAGUUGCCAGGAUGCUUACAUCGUCCCUCUUCGCGCCAGGAGCGUAGGAGGAAGAAGGAUGACACUCGUUAGGCUUCCAGCUCCAAUGGCGAUGGACAGGCCACUGUCAGCGAAGGCGCUGCUCUCUAGGUGGCUUAUGAUAUUAGAUAUACGGUUACGCGAAGAUCCAACUCCUGGUGAGGAGGUGGUGUUCAUAGACGUCAGCGAUCUCCAGCCGUCACAUGUGAAGAACCACUUCAGGGGCACAUAUUGGAAGGACUUCGUUUGGUGCAUGAAGACAGCAUACCCGCUCCGCUUCACGGAGAUCCACGUCAUCAACACACAGCGCUUGAAGACCAUGUCUCUCCUACUCUUGCACAUCGGCCUCCAUCCCUGGAAGCGUAAGGUCCUGCACAUCCACUCCAAGGCUGAGGAGAUUAACCAGGCCAUGGGGUUUGAUUAUUUUCCACCGGAGAGCCUGCCACAUGAGUAUGGGGGGAAGGCUGGUGCUAUGAAGGAUCUCAAUGACGAAUGGACAAAGAAGCUCCUCUCCAACUCAAAGUGGCUGGAAUCAGAAGAACGCAAGUUCUACGACACAGAACUGAAACCAGAACUAGACACUCGGUCUCGACACCGCAGCGCCGUGCGCCUGCGAGCAAGCAACGGUUCUUAUGACAUGAUCACACGCACGCACUCGUGUAGAUCUUUACAUAGGCAUGAUGACUUUGAUGAAGGAACGUAUGGCGCGUAUAGGACUUUGAAAGUGUCUUCGGAUAGUGAUUUCUACGUAUAAGUGAGGAAGAACCAGAAGAUGGUUUUUGCUGAGUUGUGCGGGAACCACUGAUCGAUCCAAUGACGUCAUGAUCACACGCACGCACUCGUGUAGAUCCUUUCAUAGGCAUGACGACUUUGAUGAAGGGACGUACGGUGCAUACAGGACUUUAAAAGUGUCUUCUGAUAGUGAUUUCUAUGUAUAAGUGAGGAAGAACCAGAAAAUGGAUUUUGCAGUGUUUUUGCGCAAUGUUUUUUCCCAAUGAUAUCGCGCACAUAUUUUGCAGAUUUUGGAACAGACACCCUGCUACGUAUAAGUGAGGAAGAUUAUAGACAUAUUUAUGUAGGUCUUGGAAUAGACGAUAAAGGACAGUGUCUUAAUACAGACACCUUGGAGGAAAUUCUAGACAGUUGUAGCGAUGGGAUACCUAAAUAAGAAGUGAAAUGGAGUAUGCCAUCCUAAAUGCAGAGCUUUGCAAUAAUACCUACUCAAUUGAGACAAAAAAAUAAUAGUAAGUGCCUUCUAUUAAUGCACGAGCAAAAGCAUCUUUGUAACAAAGCGAGUGUUGUAAAAACGCACAGGCGUAGGAGUGUUUGUUUAAAUGCUUUUUCGUUCUUCAAAGAAACUGCCUGGUAUAUUGAGGAAAGUUUUCUUUACAAUACAAGUGCACAGUUGGUUUAUCUUUUUCCAUCUUGCCAAUACCAUGACAAGAUAAAGAGUGCCCAUUUUUUAAGACUAUGAGAUUGUUUGAUAUAAUACAAUAACCUCUACUGUACCUAAUUUUGUAUUUGUUAGAAUCUCAUCCAAAUUGUACAAAUUAAAUUAUUCAUAA
This is a messenger RNA of Ostrinia furnacalis (Asian corn borer), 1830 nucleotides long. RefSeq names its product alpha-tocopherol transfer protein-like. The record is from RefSeq and is a predicted model, not a curated record. Bases 27 to 1019 code for a protein of 330 amino acids. Gene Ontology annotation, molecular function: phosphatidylinositol bisphosphate binding. Lineage: Eukaryota; Metazoa; Arthropoda; Insecta; Lepidoptera; Crambidae. The transcript is spliced from 5 exons. Gene Ontology annotation, cellular component: membrane.